Molecule: messenger RNA, 2154 nt
Organism: Monomorium pharaonis (pharaoh ant)
Lineage: Eukaryota; Metazoa; Arthropoda; Insecta; Hymenoptera; Formicidae
Exons: 4
Coding region: 774-2099 (441 amino acids)
Source: RefSeq, a predicted model, not a curated record
AAUUAUUUGAUUAAAUCUUCAAUAUUGUUAUAAUAAUUAAAUGUUACUGUAAAUAAAUAUUAUUUAGUAUUAAAAUUGCGUAAAAUAAAAAAAUUUUUCGUUCUUGCCAACUUCAGAGAUACAUUUUGUGGAAAUAAAACAAAAACGCCGCGACUGUCACCGGUGAUUUCUUCACAUGGUACACAAUCUUCUAGGCCUGUCACAAUACAAAAUUUCUGUGUGUAAUGGCAAAUUGAUUUAUCCGGCCUUAAUUAAGUGCCGGUUGUUCAUGCUGGAAUGGAUCGUUAACAUAUUGCAAGCUUUCGCAACAUGAAAAAGUAUUGGAGCCAUUUAAGCACCAAGAAAAAUCGUCGCUCUAACCGGAAAAGUUUAUCCCUCGGAAAUUCUAGGAAAUACAUUUUUACGAGGUGUUUUUAAACUUUUUGAUAUUCAUUCAAUCUAAGCUAUAUUUUAGAUUAUUUUCUUUGAUAACACUAAACAAGCGAUUAUAUGCAGUGUCAUAAAAUCCGAAUAUUAGGUAUAAUAUCAUCUGCUUCGCAAAGACAUCAUUUCAAUAUGUAUUAAUUCAACUAAAAAAAUUAUUAUUGAAUAAUUAUUUUUCGUAAAAAAUCAAGUAUAGAUUCGAUAAGAAAUUUUUUAUUAGAUUUAUAGAAAUUGCUUUUAAAAUAUGAGUGGUAUAUUUAAGAAUUAAACAGAUUAAAAUUGAAUCUAUUUUUUUAAUUAGUCGUCUGUAUUAAUCUUUAAGAGUUAUUUAACAUCAUCAACGAUCGACAAUGGUGAAGCCGCAAAUUCAACCUGGUCUCACAAAGACGCAGAUACUGCGACAGGCGAAGAGUGCCACUGUAGUAAGAGAAUAUGAGCAGGGAGCGGCGCGGCAACGACAGCCGGUCCUAGUAGAUCCUGAGAAAAAACGACGACAAGCCUCAGUUGAGCCAAAAAGAGUCGAUUUUACCAAACCGGCUAUGACGAAGGCGAUGAUGGUCCGGAUGAAGCAAGCGAAGAAAUUGCAGCAGGAGUACGAACGUAAACGGGAGGAGGCUAUGCCACGAAGGAGGCCAAGGAGGACACCUGCACCGAUCGGCGGUGAUCCGAGAUUUGGUAGAGAGAGAAUACCACUUACUAGACGUGCCCCGACGCCAUCUCCACCGGUUUCGCCUCCAAGACUAGCGAGAAAGCCGGAAAGACGAGUGAUGCCGGAAAUAAGAGCACCGGAACCGCUUCCGGUUCUUCCGGAAAGAACUAAAGAACUGGCAAGGUCUAUGAACGCUCAGGUGAUUCAAGCCGAGCCAGUAGGCGAGGGUCCAAUUGAUAGCAUCGUGAUACCGCCGAGAUCGCUGAACGAGAAUCGCACCACUAUCGUCAGUAUUCCCCAACCGCCUGUGGCCGGCGUCGACGCUGCGACUUCUGAAGUGGCAAACCGCACGAUUCGAGUAAUCAGUGAGACUCUUGAUGGACAAGAUGCUGCAGAAGCAGCCACGGUGCAAGAUAAGUUGGAGGAUUUGCAACAAGCAAGACGAGACUUUAUAAUGGCUGUAGCGAAUGUCGGCGGUAACGCCGUAAAACUCGCGGAGGAAGAGAGAUCUAGAUACAGAGUCCCUGACAUUGAGAGCGAGAUGUUCCGUAUCGAAUACGGCCGGGAACAUCCGAGUGUCGUAGCAGCUCGCGAAUUUGCUCAAAGAAGCAUGGCUGGUAUCAGGGCGCGUGAGGCAGCUCGUCGAACCGAACGGGAGUUCGAAAGGAUAGCUCAGGAGCCGUUGCCAGAGGAUUUGCGCUUUGAUGUCCCGUUCGAGGAGGAGUUCUUACGCGAGGGUGACAUAUCCUGGCAGGAAGAGGAGGACAUGCCAAUUCCAUCUAGGAUAAAGGCCACCAUGCGCGAUAUGCCGAGACGUGAAAUUCCCUACGAGUACCCUUCCUUCGACCCAGAGGAGCUCGAGAGGUUCUUCGACAUAGAACAAUACCCACCAAUUCCGCCACGCGGACCACCACCCGGUCGUGAGCAUCUGCCGCCUGAUCUCUGGGAGAUAGAGGAUCCUUGGGCAACGUGUGGCAUGUGUCCGAAGGAAGAUGUAUCUGAUUUGAUUCGCUUCGAGAGUCCUUAGUCUUUCGUCUACCACACGGAUUUGAUAAAUUCGUUUCCAAGUUUUUUGGGAUGCA